Aspergillus novofumigatus IBT 16806 is the source of this 1470-nucleotide messenger RNA. RefSeq names its product cytochrome P450. Bases 1 to 1470 code for a protein of 489 amino acids. The record is from RefSeq and is a predicted model, not a curated record. The transcript has 5 exons. Lineage: Eukaryota; Fungi; Ascomycota; Eurotiomycetes; Eurotiales; Aspergillaceae. Gene Ontology annotation, molecular function: heme binding; oxidoreductase activity, acting on paired donors, with incorporation or reduction of molecular oxygen; iron ion binding.
AUGGAUAUAUCUACAAGCAGUCAUUUUGAGUCACUUUGGGUUACAGCGCUUGUACUGGCUGUCUUCGUCGCCUUCCGAACCUCGAAAGAUUACCUUUCCUCUAUCCCAGGGCCCUGGUACACUAGGUGGACAGGGUUGAUCCUCCAAUAUCAGUGGAUAAAGGGCCAGAGGCCAAGAUAUGUCCAUUUUCUACACCAGAAAUUUGGCCCCGUGGUCAGAGUGGGCCCUGAUGAGGUCGAUAUCUGUGACAUUGAUGCCGCAAAGGAAAUCCAUAAGGUUGGGGGUGGGUUUCUUAAAUCCGAGUGGUAUCAGACCUUAACUAUGAACGGGGUGAAAAACCUAUUCAGCAUGCGUGAACCCAAGGAGCAUAACAUGCGCCGGCGUCUUCUUGCACCGCCAAUGUCAGAAUCUUCCCUUAAGACGGUCCAACCAGUCAUUCAAGCACUGUUACGUCUUACCAUACAUCGCAUGCAGGAAGAGAUAGACAAGCGUGGUGCUGCCGAUAUCUUCAAGUGGUGGAUGUUUAUGACGAUGGAUAUUAUUGCGGAGCUAAGCUUUGGCACUCCUUUCGGAUUGCUUAAACAAGGCAAGAAAAAUCAGUAUGUAAGGGAUCUGGAGAAGAUUCCUGCUUUCGGAACGUACCGAUCCGCAUUUCCUAGGCUUGUUGAGACUGCAAGAAUCUUUCCCCUUCCAUUCUUUCAGGAUAUAGCACAGGCGGGCCGCAGAAUGAGGGCAUGUGCCGAUGAGUGUAUCAACAACUACAGAAGACUUGUCUCUUGCGAAUCUUCUAGCCCUAAGCCAACAUUUUUUGCCAAACUGUUCGAAGACACUGGCCAUGGGGCCUUGAGUCAUGACGAAAUCCGAAACGAAGCACAGGGCUAUAUUAUUGCUGGAAGCGACACAACAGCUACGACAUUGACAUACCUGGUUUGGUCAGUUUGCCAGCAUGGCGAAGUCCAGCAGACCCUUGUGGAAGAGCUGGCAGCGCUCUCGGAUGAGUUUGGGAACGAUGAUGCCAGGAGGCUUCCGUACCUUAACCAAGUCAUUAACGAGACAUUGCGACUUUACGCGGGAACACCUUCAGGGUUGCCGCGCACAGUCCCUGAUCCAGGAGUAAAACUGGCUGGACAUUGGAUUCCCGGAGGAGUAACUGUCACCACCCAGGCGUACAGUCUUCACCGAGACUGCUCCGUGUUUCCACAACCGGAAAGGUUCGAUCCUUCCCGCUGGAGCAAACCUACCGCUGAGAUGAAAGACGCCUUGAUGGCAUUUGGCGGAGGCUCUCGGACCUGUAUCGGCCAAAACCUGGCCCGCAUGCAGCUCCGGCUCGCAACAGCGUCCUUCUUCCGAGCAUUUCCAAAUGCGCGCAUUUCCAAUCUAGAGGGCAUGGGUCCAUCAGAUAUGGAGCAAACCAUCUACUUUAUCUUGUCCCCGAAAGGCAAACGCUGCUUAGUGGAGGCACCACGAUAA